AUGAUUGAAAUACAGGCAAAUGAUAGAUUGGGUAAAAAGAUAAAACUUAAAUGCUUACCCACAGAUACUAUUGGUGAUGUAAAGAAAAUAUUGGCUUUACAAAUUGGUACUCCAGCAGAGAAACUCAUCUUAAAAAAAGGUUACCAAGUAUACAAAGAUCAUAUCACUUUAGAGGAUUAUGAAGUGCACGAUGGCUUUAAUUUCGAACUAUAUUAUGGAUGA
Candida tropicalis MYA-3404 is the source of this 222-nucleotide messenger RNA. RefSeq names its product ubiquitin-like protein. Gene Ontology annotation, cellular component: cytoplasm; nucleus. NCBI's taxonomy places the organism in Eukaryota, Fungi, Ascomycota, Pichiomycetes, Serinales, Debaryomycetaceae. Bases 1 to 222 code for a protein of 73 amino acids. Gene Ontology annotation, molecular function: protein binding; protein tag activity. The record is from RefSeq and is a predicted model, not a curated record. The transcript has a single exon. Gene Ontology annotation, biological process: mRNA splicing, via spliceosome; protein modification process.